This is a messenger RNA of Hypanus sabinus (Atlantic stingray), 5444 nucleotides long. RefSeq names its product formin binding protein 1-like (gene fnbp1l). Gene Ontology annotation, biological process: signal transduction. The transcript has 14 exons. Gene Ontology annotation, molecular function: protein binding. NCBI's taxonomy places the organism in Eukaryota, Metazoa, Chordata, Chondrichthyes, Myliobatiformes, Dasyatidae. Bases 154 to 1833 code for a protein of 559 amino acids. The record is from RefSeq and is a predicted model, not a curated record.
GCUCGCCUGGCGAGGACAAGGAGGAGGAGGCGGUGGCGGCGGCUGACGGCAGUCGGCAGUCUCCCAUAGACAUCCUCGCACUGAGCCGGGGACGACAGAGCUCGGCCGGCAGGUUUCGUAAAAUCCCCCUUUCUCUCACGAGCAGCCGGAGCCAUGCACUGGGGCACGGAACUUUGGGAUCAAUUUGACAACAUAGAGAAACACACACAAUGGGGAAUUGACUUCUUGGAAAAAUAUACUAAGUUUGUUAAAGAGAGACUUGACAUAGAGCAAAGCUAUGCAAAACAGUUAAGAAAUCUUGUUAAGAAAUAUGGACCAAAACGUUCCAGUAAAGAUGAAGAACCCAGGUUUUCCUAUUGUCAGUCCUUCUUCCAAGUUCUCAAUGAACUCAAUGACUACGCAGGCCAACGUGAAGUUGUUGCUGAAGAAAUAGGCCACAGAGUCUAUGGAGAGCUUGUUAGAUAUGCUCAUGAUCUGAAAAUUGAAAGAAAAACACAUCUCCAGGAAGGACGUAAAGCCCAGCAGUAUUUGGAUAUGUGCUGGAAACAGAUGGAUAAUAGCAAAAAGAAAUUUGAGAGAGAAUGCAAGGAGACUGAAAAGGCACAGAUAGGUUAUGAGAAGCUAGACUCUGACCACAAUGCAACAAAAGCAGAUGUUGAGAAGGCUAAGCAACAAUUAAACCUACGGACCCAUAUGGCUGAUGAGAGUAAAAAUGAAUAUGCUGCUCAGCUGCAGAACUUUAACAGUGAACAACAGAAACAUUUCCAAUUCAUCAUGCCUCAGAUUUUUAAGAACUUACAAGACAUGGAUGAGCGAAGAAUUGUAAAGUUGAGCGAGUGUUACAGAGGAUUUGCAGAAGCUGAACGUAGGGUUAUUCCAAUUAUCAAUAAGUGUUUGGAAGGAAUGAUCAGUGCUGCAAAGUCUGUGGAUGAGCGGAAAGACUCCUUGAUAGUAGUGGAAUCAUUCAAAUCUGGUUUUGAACCACCUGGAGAUUUUCCAUUUGAAGACUUCAGUCAGAAUAUUUAUAGGGCAGUUUCCGAUGGCAGUCUCAGUGCACAUAAACAAGAGACAAGGGGAGACCAAAAAUACACAGCAGCAAAAAGCAAAGGGAAACUAUGGCUUUUUGGCAAGAAAAGCAAGAGCACUGCAUUAGAAGACUUUAGUCAUCUGCCACCAGAACAGAGGCGCAAGAGACUUCAGCAAAAGAUUGAUGAGCUUAACAAGGAAUACCAGAAGGAAAUAGACCAAAGAGAUGCCUUAAACAAAAUGAAAGAUGUUUAUGAACGAAAUCCCCAGAUGGGUGAUCCUGGUAGUUUGAAUCCAAAGAUAGCAGAGACCAUGAGCAAUAUUGACAAGCUACGUUAUGAGAUUCAAAAGAACGAGGCAUGGCUUGCUGAGGUUGAAAGAACAAGUGGAAGAGGAGACAGACGAUUAAGUGGUAGUAUGGCAUGCGAACGUCCUACUGAAACUAAUCAUCAUGGAACGCCUGGGAGAGAGAGCCCUGAUGGGAGUUAUACAGAUGAUCCAAACCAAGAGCAGAGAGCACACCAGAGAUAUUCAGAAUCACACCGCCAUGUUGAAUUUGAUGAUGAAUUUGAAGAUGAUGAACCUUUACCUGCUAUUGGCCACUGCAAAGCAUUGUACCCAUUUGAUGGUCAGAACGAAGGGACAUUAUCAAUGCAAGAAGGGGAAGUAUUGUAUGUUAUUGAAGAAGAUAAAGGUGACGGCUGGACAAGGGCAAGGAAACAGAAUGGACAAGAAGGCUAUGUGCCAACGUCGUAUAUAGAUAUUACUCUAGAGAAAAACAGUAAAGGUGCAGUUACAUACAUAUAAAUAUAAGCAGCUAAAGUCCAAUUGUAGUCAUGAGGGAAAUUAAUUUUAAAUUAAAGGAAAGGUGAAGGAACAUCAAGAAAAUGAAUGCUUAUACUUUGUGUUCCUUUUUCAAAAUUCUUUGUUCACCAUGUGAGCUGAGUUAAUUAAUUUUUUUUCUUAAAAGUUAAAUUUUGUGCAUGAAUGCAGUCCCUGAAUUACUCCAUGACUUGGUAUUCAGAAACUGUUAGACUCUAGUAUUGUUACACGAUACUAUUAAUUCUUUCCAUUAUUCCUGUUGCCUUAAACUUUGUAAAUAUGUAUAUAGGUGAAGGGUCUCGGUAUUUUCUAUCUUUUUUAGUUGAUUAUUGCAGCUAUUGUUUCUUUUUAAUUUUUAUUGGAAUAUAAACUUUUAGCUUGAAGUAUGUGGAUUUACAAACUAAAAGUCUUUUUCUUUAUUUGUCACUUUUUAAGCAAAAAAUUUUAUAAGUGAUCCAAAAUAAACAAUUUGAGUAUUGAUGAUGGGAAGGCACAUUGAAGUGUUUAUUACAUCCCUGUUACAUUUUUUAAAUGGAAAUUAAUCUGCAUUUUACUGCACUCUAAUUGAAUUAUUUUGCAAGUUACCAAAACAAAAAUCUGAUUAUCGGUUGAUUUUAAUGUAACAUCUUUCAACACUUUGGUGCAAUUUUGUUUUACUUUUGGCAUUAUAUGGUUAAAAACUUCUACCAUAUAAUUUAAGAGACUUUUUCCUGUUACCUUUAAUUAUUUUUUGUUUGUCCCGGCUGAAUUUAGUAAUGGUGCUUUCUUUCUUUCUCCCUGGACUGCAGGUUCCUGAAUUGAUCUUUGGGUUCUUGAAACUUUGGGCGAGGCAUUGAAGGAGGUUGCAUGCAGCUGUUUUCUGGGGUGGGGAAAGCGCAAUUGUUGAAAGGUAGAGGCUGGUAGAUGAGGAGUGAGGAGGAACCUGCAUGUUUGAUAAUGGUUGGUUUUGCCACUAACACAAUUAACACCAUUCACAUCGUACCUGGUGAAUCAACAGUACAGUAUUUAUGUCAAAGGUAUUUAUAUCAACCCAGGUGAAGUGUUACAGAUUGACUUUACCAUCCAAUGGUAUUCUAAAAACAUAGUCUGCCUGUGCCAUCCUACAUGCUCGCCCUAACAUGCUGUUGCAUGCUUAUGUAAAUCACACUAAAUAUUGAUUUUAGAGAUGUCUAGACUGUACUGUGGUUGGCCUGUUUUGUUGAUGUGCAAUCCCUAGCAUAAUCCUUUCUAAAUGUUUCAUUUCUGUAGUUCCAUACCAUUUUUCAUUUGUGCUGCUAUCAGUACUGCAUGGAAAUAGUGGCAUGUUGAUUGCCAGUGUUGAAGAUCUCUGACAAAACAGUAGGUGCAACUUUUCAUUGUUAGUGUAUGGUUUACAAAUUCUCCUCCCUCCUUGCUUUUGGCCCGCAUUUGGUUUUGAGAAUUGGAUUAAUCAUUGAUGACUAAGAUUCAAUGGAAAUGCAACUGAAAACAACAUGUGGCUUCAGGAAAACGAAAUGGGCCAUUGUGAAGAGACAUUUGGGCAGAAACCAUGUGAGGUGUACAUCGUGAGCUUUUUCAAGACUCCCAGCCACUUAUUUUUACCACUAUCUCGUAUUGCAGCUGCUGCCUUAAAUCAACUAUUUUACAGAAGAGUGCCUAAAUCUGCUGACUGCCAUUGUUUCCAAUAGUAUCACAAAAAGGCUUACAUUUGCAAGUAUAUGGCAGCUCAUCAAUUUUGACUGUCUUGUAUAUUCUGUCAGUACUUCAGCUACUGAUCUAGUAGACCUACUAUACAAAUGUAUUAUAAUAAGGUACCAGAGGAAGUGUGCAACUAAUCUUUCAGUCAAUAUUUAUACUGUUGUUUUUAAAACACUAAAUAUUUGUACUGGUUAACUAAAUUGAUUUGUGAUGAAUGUGUUUUUUUUUAAAUUAGAGUUUGUAAUAUUUUUCCAUUUUGGCCAACUCCUGGGAAUAACUUUUUAGUUCAUGCAAAGCUCUGGUUUAAUACGAACAGCUGUACAGGUGUUGUAAUUUGGAGUAGCCUCGUCAUCGUGUGGCUUUAUUGAAUUUUGUGGAUAUUGUGGAUAAUCUAACCCAUACGCACUUUUAUUAAUUUGAGUAACAAAAGUGUAGAUAUUAUAUUCUCCAGGGUAUUCUAGACUGCUUCAAAUGCCAACUUUGUUUUUCCGCUAAAUCCUUAGUCAACCUGUGUUCUGAACUGUAAUUCUAUUGUAAUAAAUAUAUAAUGUCUGCUUAAUUCAAAUUCAACAAACAAGGAACCAAACAUUUCUCAUAUUUGUGUUUUUCAUUUUUGGUUUACUUGAAAUGGAGUUUUUUCAAGUGACAGGAAAAAUGUUCUCAGCAAUAUCUUUUUGAAGUAAAGGGUUUUGUGAUUUGUAGUACAAUUUACUUAAUGCUGCAAAGAAACCCAUUAUUUGUUGGGGGAGAAAAGAAUGCUAGGUACAAUUGAUCAGUUGUGUAAGCAUUGGAAAUAUGAUUUAGUGCUUUGUUUGCUUCUGUAUACUAUGCUGUAUAGAAAUCACAAAUGUGAAACUAUCUUUUGUCCUGAAAAGUGUACAAUUUGCUGAAAAUCUAUUACUUUAAAACACAAUCCAACAAUAUUUUGCAGUGUUUCUUGACUAAAUUACACAUGCCAACUACAGAAAACAUUAUCGAUUGCCUGAUAUUUACAUUGGUUAGCAACACCAUUUUAAGUUUUGUUUUUUAGAAAGGAACUUUGUCUUUGCAAUAAAAAGGACGACACUGUGCAUCAGAAAAUUAUUCUUGUUGCAUAGAGUUCCUGAAAAAUAACUAUAAAUUGUGGAAGACUGAUUGCAGACAAAAAUCAUCUGUGAUGUUGAUCUUAAAAAGUUGAGGAAAGCUUGGCUUAAAUGAAUCUCAAAAGCUAAACUAAAGAAAAAAUGAAAUAUACAUGCUUCCCUGUAAUAGGUAUGUAUAUAUUUUAAAGAAUCAUCAAAUUAAUGAAUUUCCUGCAACCCUAGUGGCCAUUUUUUUGUACAUUGAGUAAACCACUAAAAAUAUUGACAAUGGUGCACAAUCUCCAAAGUAGGCACUGUAUAAUCUGAAUUGUCUUAAUUUAUAUAGCAAAUUAACUGUGAAAGUGCUAGAAUGUGAUAGAAAAUAUACUCUUUCCGUAGCUGUAAAUCUGCAGUUAGGUAACUGGAGCAAACUGUUAGCCAGUUUGUAAUGUUGUAAUGCUUUUGCUUCGUAUGUAAUUUUAGAUGCUGCUUUUUUGUGAGUAAAAUUACAAAUAUGAGUAAAGAGGCGAACAACUGAAGGAGGGGUUUUUCUUGCACAUAUCUUAAAAGUUAAAGUUGUAUACAGUGUGAGGAUCUGGUUAAAUUGUCACUGAUAAGUUGUCAGGCAAAGUAGAAUGUAGAAUGGGAAGCAGUCAAGGUUUUGAAUUAAUGACCUUUAUGCACAUGUUAAUUUUUGAUUGUUUUUUUAAACUGUUAAGAUCUGUUUAAAAUACUUUUGUUGAAAAUUGUUAAAUAAAUUAAUGUAUUCCAAAGAGUUUUGUCAUAUUUAAGUACCUGUUAUUAUUAACUGUUUCUGUUUCCUUUUUGAAAUUAAAUCAGUUUUGAUAAUACUGGAAA